Messenger RNA from Myodes glareolus (Bank vole), 4091 nucleotides. RefSeq names its product cytochrome P450 2J3. Lineage: Eukaryota; Metazoa; Chordata; Mammalia; Rodentia; Cricetidae. The record is from RefSeq and is a predicted model, not a curated record. Gene Ontology annotation, cellular component: cytoplasm; intracellular membrane-bounded organelle. Gene Ontology annotation, biological process: xenobiotic metabolic process. Gene Ontology annotation, molecular function: iron ion binding; oxidoreductase activity, acting on paired donors, with incorporation or reduction of molecular oxygen, reduced flavin or flavoprotein as one donor, and incorporation of one atom of oxygen; heme binding.
AAAACAGGAGUUCAGAUGCCCAUGAUAAUCUCUGGAAUUCAUGCAGAUCACAAACCGAGAACCAGGUGGAAGGGCUUUCUGAACGAGCUAGGCUCUUUGCCAGGCCAGACAUUACCAAGUGCCUUCUUCCUGGAAUUCACCCUAGUUUCUCCAGAGGAACAGGCUGGACAGUCUAAACACUUGAUCAGGAACUUGGGGAAAGCGCGUGACCAAGAGCGUCGAGAGAGCCUGCACGGAGUACCAGCCAUGCUCGCUGCAACAGGCUCCCUGGUGGCCGCCAUUUGGGCAGAGCUCCAUCUGAAGACUCUGCUGCUGGCUGCGGUUGCCUUCCUGUUCCUGGCUGACUACCUCAAAAAGCGGCGCCCCAAGAACUACCCGCCAGGACCGAGGCCCCUGCCCUUCGUGGGCAGCAUGUUUUAUUUGGACCCAAAGCAGCCCCACCUAGACCUCCAGAAGUUUGUGAAGAAACACGGGAACGUUUUAAGCUUGGAUUUUGCUAACAUACCCUCAGUGGUUGUAACUGGCAUGCCCUUAAUCAAAGAAGUCUUUACUCAAUUGGAGCCAAGUUUUCUGAAUCGUCCUGUCACUUGUCUCCGAAAACAUCUCUUUAAGAAAAAUGGAUUGAUCUUCUCCAGUGGCCAGACAUGGAAGGAGCAAAGAAGGUUUGCCCUGAUGACCCUGAGGAACUUUGGGUUGGGAAAGAAGAGCUUAGAGCAGCGCAUACAGGAAGAGGCCAGCUAUCUUGUGGAGGCCAUAAAAGAGGAGGGAGGCCAGCCUUUUGACCCUCACUUCAAUAUCAAUAAUGCAGUUUCCAAUAUCAUUUGCUCUAUCACCUUCGGGGAGCGCUUUGAGUACCAGGAUAGUCGAUUUCAGGAGAUGCUGAGGCUACUGGAUGAGGUCAUGUGUUUGGAGUCAUCACUGAUGUGCCACCUCUACAAUAUCUUUCCGAGGAUAAUUCAUUAUCUGCCUGGAUCGCACCGAACACUUUUCAGAAACUGGGGAAAGCUGAAACUGUUUGUUUCUGAUAUAGUUGACAAUCACCGGAGAGACUGGAACCCUGAUGAGCCGAGAGACUUCAUUGACGCUUUCCUCACAGAAAUGACAAAGUACCCAGAGAAGACUACAAGUUUCAAUGAAGAGAACCUCAUCACCACCACUCUGGACCUCUUCUUUGCUGGAACAGAGACAACAUCCACGACCCUGCGCUGGGCUCUGCUCUACAUGGCUCUCUACCCAGAAGUCCAAGAAAAAGUACAGGCUGAGAUUGACAGAGUGAUUGGUCAAGGAAGACAGCCAAGCCUGGCCGACCGAGAGUCCAUGCCCUACACCAAUGCUGUCAUCCACGAGGUGCAGAGGAUGGGAAACAUCAUUCCCUUUAAUGUUCCCAGGGAAGGGGCAGCUGCCACCAAGUUGGCUGGAUUUGACCUGCCAAAGGGAAUCAUGGUCCUGACCAACCUAACCGCAUUGCACAGGGACCCCAAAGAGUGGGCCACUCCAGAUGUCUUCAACCCAGAGCACUUUCUGGAAAAUGGAGAGUUUAAGAAGAGAGAGGCUUUUCUGCCGUUCUCAAUGGGAAAACGAGCUUGUCUUGGAGAGCAAUUGGCCAGGUCUGAGCUGUUCAUUUUUAUCACUUCCCUUAUUCAAAAAUUUACCUUCAAGCCCCCAGCCAAUGAGAAGCUGAGCCUGCAGUUCAGAAUGUCUGUUACCCUUUCACCCAUCAGUCACCGCCUCUGUGCAGUUCCUAGGCUGUGAUGUUGAGAAAGGAAAGUAUGAAGAGAUGGUAUCUGCUUGGAAGACACUGGUGCCUCCUCACAUUUGAGGGGAUAGGAUGAAGGUGACCAGGGAAGUAGGUAUAAUGAGACUAAAGUGAUUGAAUCCAAUUAUGGAUUCAUAAGUAGAAAGCCAUUUAUGAGCUCAAUUACUCUUUUCACCUAAGACUUUGAGAGAAAGAUGAUUCCUCCAGUAAAGAAAAUGCUUGUAGGGAACAUGAGAAAUAGUGGAUUAAAUUGAUAUGGAAAUCACAAAAACUAUCAUAAAUGUAAUCUUUACUUUGCCCCCUCAUUUCUUCUUUCAUUGAUGUGCAUUUGCUUCUUCUAGCCUGUGGACAUAGUUCAUCUAUAGGGUGCAAAAGGGAGGGUGUCCAAGUAGGCUCUUCCACUGGCUAGGUCUGCUGCUGCAUUGUAUUGCUCUGCCUCUGAAUGGACCUCUUGGAGGUCAGCAGGCAGGAUAACGAACAGCGGGCAGGCUAGGCAAGUGCUGGGGAAGCAGUUUCUAUGAUUUACAUAUAGAAGUUGUAUGUAACCUAUGACCCAAGACAUGGUAGAGUAUAAUCAUAGGAAAGCAAAUCCUGGAAGCAGAUUUGAAGACAAAUUGGAAUAAUUUUCUGUUUCUGCAGUAACUUCUUGCCUCGAGUCCUCCAUGAGACAUUUAUUCCUACAGACAUUCUCACAUAGGACCUGGCUGUGUUGGGUGUGAAUGUCAUUUCCAACUGGGGUUUAACCUUAGGUGGUUCCAAUUAUUAGCCAGAAUUCACUAAGCCCCAGCAGUGAAUUUUUCAACAGGGCAUGAUAAAUGGAAAAAUUCUUCCUGAGCAUGAUCAGUGAGGUCAGUUAAUGAUUAUAAAGUAUGUCUAAUAACAUUGACAGGAAGGGUUUAAUUUACUUACAAUUAAAGCAAGAAAACUGCUAAUAAAGUAGCUAUCAUGCCCCAAAUUUUUUGGUCCUCAAGAUUCCAGAGAUUCUGGAGCAACACAAUAAACUAUUAUAUCAAGGAAGCUUUUGACUGCAAUAGCCUGAGGUUCCCAAGGACAGAAGUGAAGUAAGGCAGUUAUAGUAGCUCUGCACACUUACUUAUCUCCCCCAUCCCACGCCCAAGCAUCUGUAGCUUACACCAUGAGCCAAAUAUUACCUUAGAGAUCAUUUCUCAUUAGCACUUGAACAAUUCACACAAGCAAGGGAUUUUCUUAGUCUUAUGGGCUACUGUUGCUCUCAAGAUCCAAACCUGAGACCCUGUCUUUUUAUGCACAGUGUUAUUAAAUGAUCCUAACUAGAGAUCUGUCUUUGAGCUUCACUGUGGAACUUUUACCAAGAAAAAAAAUCUCCAAGUCUUAUCUCACAUUGCUUUGUUUUUUGGGUGUGAUUUUGAUAUACAUAUGUGCCCCUUCAGUCCAAAUUCACCCUAUUAAAUUUAUAGGGCGCAUACCAUCAUGCCUGUGGGAGAAUAACGACACCAUAAUACAUUCAUACAUCAUUUUCUGUUCUUGGGACUGAGUUGUUUUGUGCUGCAUGGGUAGUGCACUGCUGGUGAAUCUGCUCCUGUGUUAAUUCACAUGCACUGUCGUCUUCCAUCCUCAAAGUGCAGUCAAAUGGAAUAUCUCCAAGCAAGGCAUGGCCUGAUAGGCCACUGUUUACAGAGUAAAGAGUCAUUUAGAGCAUGGCCCACCUGAUCUUGAUGCAAUGAUUAUAAUAAUAUUAAAAAAAAUAUGGGGGCCUCUCUUAUCCCCACGGAUGCAAUGGGUCCCAGCAAGUGUCAUGGAACCACAAUGAACCAGGUACUUUGUAGAGCAAUUCACUGUGACUCCUGGUGCAAAUUUCCACCCAAGAAUCUUGUCUCCUUUUUUGCCAAUUUCACUGAAGAUGGUAUAAAGUGUGAGUCUCCUUCCCAUCCAAAAAUUAUAUAACAAAGAAUUGUGAAUGAAACUUCCAACAAUCACUCUUCCUUUGCUUUGGCAACCCUUUCUUCUCCUCUCUUCAAUUCUGAUUGACAUUUAGUAUACAAGUCUUUUGAGAGGAAAUAAAGAAUGAGGGAAUAAGGAAACAAGCCAUUACAAGGUGUGUUAUAUAUGUGUUCUGGGGAUGACCGCCCCCACAGUCAGCUGUUCUCUGCAUUGUGACCAGCUGUGGCUUUCUAUAAUGGUCUCUGUGUGCUGCCAAAAGAAGCUCCCUUGAUACAAAAACCAUGUGUCUAAAGUCUCUCUAUCAUAACUCCAGCAUCAUAGUUUCAACAGGGCUCCCUUAGCUAAAUUCUGUCAUUGAUGUAAAUAUGAAUUUAAUAACGAUUUUAAUAAAAGAAAUUAUAUACUCCAUACAUUA